Messenger RNA from Labrus bergylta (ballan wrasse), 2359 nucleotides. It is a transcript of the gene xrcc6, whose product is annotated as X-ray repair complementing defective repair in Chinese hamster cells 6. The record is from RefSeq and is a predicted model, not a curated record. Gene Ontology annotation, cellular component: nucleus; Ku70:Ku80 complex. NCBI's taxonomy places the organism in Eukaryota, Metazoa, Chordata, Actinopteri, Labriformes, Labridae. Gene Ontology annotation, biological process: double-strand break repair via nonhomologous end joining; telomere maintenance. Gene Ontology annotation, molecular function: telomeric repeat DNA binding; double-stranded DNA binding; damaged DNA binding.
ACGCACGACUCAGCGUGCUCGUUCACGCAUGCGCAGCUGAGCGCGCCAGCCAUUGAAAGACUUGCCUGGACUUGUAUGCAGAAAGUGAAAUAACACAGCAUAACUGUAAGAGGUACAAAUGGCAGAGUGGAACGCCUACUACCGGAAUGAGGAUGAUGAGGAAGAGCAAGAAGAGGGAGAACUAUCCGGAGGAGAUUACAAGAUCACAGGGAGGGACAGUUUGGUCUUCCUGGUUGAUGCCUCGAAGGAAAUGUUCAUCAAAGGAGAAGAUGGACAACCCUCUAACUUUGACAUGACCAUGCAGGUUGUACGCACUGUGUACACCAGUAAGAUUAUCAGUAGUCACAGAGACCUGGUGGCUCUGGUUUUCUACGGCACAGAGCAGAGCAAAAAUCCAACAAACUCAUUCAAGCAUGUCUACGUGUACCACGACCUUGAUGAGCCUGGUGCAAAACGAGUGCAGGAAGUUGACGCCCUGCGAGGGGAGAAAGGAGCCCAACUAGCAGCGGAAACGAUGGGUAGUGGGGAGACAUCAUUGGGGGACGCCCUGUGGUGCUGCGCCAACCUGUACAGUGACGUCAAGCUUCGCCUCUCACACAAGCGACUCAUGCUCUUCACCUGCAGAGACGAACCACACAGGGGGGACAGCGCCAAGGACCGUCAGGCUCGCACCAAAGCCAGUGACCUCAAAGAGACUGGUGUCAUCAUUGAUUUAAUGCAUCUAAUGAAACCAGGUGGCUUCAAUGUGGGGCCCUUCUUUCGUGACAUUAUAAGUCCUCCAGAGGAUGAGAGUGAGUUGGGACUGCAAAUGAAGCCCUGUGACAAACUGGAGGAUCUCCAGAAGAGGGUGCGGGCCAAGGAGCUGAAGAAGAGAGCCAUGGCCAGAUUAAACCUUUGUCUUGGUGAGGGCAUAAAUGUAGCAGUGGGAAUCUAUGCAACUGCAGUGACAGCGCGGAAACCAGCUCCCAUCAGACUCUACAGAGAAACCAACGAGCCAGUACGCAGCAAAACCCGCAUCUUCCACACCCAGACCGGCAGCCUGCUGCUGCCCAGUGAGAUAAAGAAAGCCAUGACUUAUGGUAAAAAGCAGAUUGUGAUGGAGAAGGACGAGGUGGACGCCAUCAGGAAGUUCGAGGACCCCGGACUGUUUCUGAUUGGUUUCAAACCCAUGGAGGCGCUCGAACGUCACCACCAUAUCCGACCUGCUGUCUUCCUCUAUCCUGAGGAGGGCGAGGUGAAAGGUAGCGCUUGCCUCUUCUCUGCCUUGAUGACAAAAUGUAGCGAGAAGAAUGUGUUCGCUUUGUGUCGCUGCAUCGCUCGACGAAACUUAUCCCCUCGAUUUGUCGCCCUGGUGCCUCAAAAAGAACAGGUCGACGAGGGGAAAGUACAGAUUACACCUCCAGGUUUCAAUGUCAUCUACCUGCCAUAUGCUGAUGACAUGCGGACUCUGGAUACUCCCCAGUGCCCAUCAGCCUCACAAACACAAGUGGACAAGAUGAAGGAGAUUGUCGCCAAGCUGCGCUUCAAAUACAGGAGUGAUGCUUUUGAGAACCCCGUCAUCCAGCAGCAUUACAGGAACCUGGAGGCCUUGGCUUUAGAUAUGAUGGCUCCAGAGGACACAGAGGACCUCAUCAUGCCAAAGGUAGACCAGAUUGAUCGCCGUCUUGGACCUUUGGUUGAAGAGUUUAAAGAUCUGGUCUACCCUGACGGAUACAACCCUGAAAGCAAACCAGCUGCCAAACGCAAAACAGCUGACGCCGGAGGUGCGGCUGAGAAGAAACCCAAAGUAGAGUUGGGAGAAGAUGCACUGAAGGCCCAUUUACAGAACGGCACCCUGGGAAAGCUGACCGUACCGGUGUUGAAAGAGGCUUGUAAACAGUUUGGGGUUCAAACCACCGGGACCAGGAAACAGGAGCUGAUAGAUGCACUUACCGCCCAGCUGGGGUCAUGAGGGGUUAGAAAUAACCUCAAUCUGCCUUUAUGAGCAGGCAAACAUUUAAAGAUCAGAUUUUCUGAUGUCACACUUGAUUCCAGGUAUACAAAUAUGUCUUCACAGCUGUGGAUUUUGAGACAGACGGGGAAAAUGUUCAAACAAAUAAGUUCUUAUUAGGAUCAAACAUGGUUUUUUUACCUCUGUUUUGCAAGGCUGCAUGGUUAAGUGUAGCUAAGUGCUAAACAUAAAUCAUGUUUGAAUGUCAAAUUAAAAAAGUUGAUUUUUCUGUUUUGUUUUGUGUUCAGGUGCCUUCAAACUGCUUGAGUUGGAUGUAAACAUAAAAAAGUUUUGUACUUUUCUUUACAUAAAAAUACUGUAACAAGUGUUGCUCCAUGUUGCAUUAAUAAAACACUUUAUUUUUAUUGC